Penaeus chinensis is the source of this 774-nucleotide messenger RNA. RefSeq lists its product as uncharacterized. The transcript is spliced from 2 exons. The record is from RefSeq and is a predicted model, not a curated record. Lineage: Eukaryota; Metazoa; Arthropoda; Malacostraca; Decapoda; Penaeidae. The coding region runs from base 15 to 560 and encodes 181 amino acids.
CGGACUCGUGGAACAUGGAGGUUGUCAAUACUAUUAGCACAGCGUCGUUACCUUCUACUUACGUAACGCUACCCAGAUCGUCCCGGGGUUGUAGCCAUGACAACUACCAGCAGCCCUGUGGAAGUGCGGACGUCCAGUACGCGGAACUGCUUUUAAGCGGGGCUGUUGCCACGCCGGGCCCCCACCCCCGCAACCCCCGCCACGUCGUGUACGCCACGCUGGACGCCAAGAGCCAGCACGCCCACUUCCCGCCCCAACACAGCCAACCCGCUUACCCACGCCCAGUGUCCGCCACCAACACGCCCACCCAUGUGCUCCACCACCAACACCCGCCCAACACGCACGCUCUGUGCCAACCCUUAGUGGGCGGCGGGGAGGUGCACCACCACCCCCAGCAACACCAUUCGAUUCCCGCGGCCCACCCACAGGGGAGCCACUGCCCCUGGACGACGGCCACGGCGACGCUGCCCCGACGACACUCCCUCAGGAGAGAUCCGACCCCCCGCGACGCCGAGGACAGCGUGCCGCUCAUGACCUCGCAGAAGGAGAGCUCGGUGUGAGGAAGGCAAGGGACCGGCGGCGCCUUUCCUAGCUGAGCGUUGGGCGUAUAUUUAUAGGUCCUAUUUACCACCGUACUUCCAUAUUCAUAUCUGACUCUCGUUUUCGGAUUUUGAAGUCAGGUUCAGUGACUAUCCUGAAAAUGUGUUUAAAAAACAGGAAGAGUUGAACACACGCUCACGCACAGAACAUACAUAAAUAUAUAUUUCUCUAUUU